Messenger RNA from Exophiala bonariae, 1095 nucleotides. RefSeq lists its product as uncharacterized. Lineage: Eukaryota; Fungi; Ascomycota; Eurotiomycetes; Chaetothyriales; Herpotrichiellaceae. The transcript has a single exon. Bases 1 to 1095 code for a protein of 364 amino acids. The record is from RefSeq and is a predicted model, not a curated record.
AUGACCAGGGCUCUAUUGUACCUCGCUACUCUCUUUCCCCUUUGCGCUUGGGCUUCGCCAGCGGGCAGCUCACGGAAGUACGGCGACUGCAAGGAACUUAAUGUCUCUGUCACUACAUCAUCGCGCGGCUAUGUUUUUGACAUCCCCAAAGUCAACAAUGAUAUUGAAGCAACAUUUUGGGCCAUCAAUUUCGACACCUGGAGCCACAAACCAAAUCCUGAACCAAUACUCAAGAACACCACAAUCUCUGGAACUUACAACAUUCAUGCCCAGGUCUGCGUUCCAAAGUCCGGUGGUGAUGUUCUGCAAAUAGCCACUCAUGGAGCUUACUACGAUGGGAGAUAUUGGGACGCUAAACUCGAGGGACAUUCGUAUGUCAACGCAGCUCUACAAGCCGGAUACUCAAUUCUCACUUAUGAUCGACUGGGAACUGGCCAAUCCGAUAAGCCUGAUGCAUACACGGUCGUACAAGCACAAUUCGAAGUGGAGAUUCUUCGAGAGUUGACAGUGAUAUCAAAGAACGGCGCUUUCGGCUUCAAACCAAAGAAAAUCGUUCACGUUGGCCACAGUUUCGGCUCCAUAGUCACCUCGGCAUUCAUCGCAACAUAUCCAGCAUUGAGCGAUGGCGCAAUAAUCACGGGCUACGUACUGAAUGAGCAUUUAGGUGAAGUAGGCCGAUCCUCCUGGAAUGUACAGCACGCAACCAACUGGCCUAGUGGGUAUGUCACCAUGCAAAAAAGCGGAAUCCAGGCUACUUUCUUUGGCGGCGACUUCACUCCCGAUCUGCUCGAUUAUGGCGACAAGAUUAAAUCACCUACGGCCGUUGCUGAAAUCGCCUCUGGAGGUCUUCUUGUCAUGGCCUCGGGCCCCUUCAAGGGACCAAUACAUUAUAUACUGCCGGAGUUGGAUUUCUUCAUCUGCGCAGGCGACUGCAAAAAUGUGACUAGCCUGGAAGCGCUCAAGCACACAUUUCCCAAUGCGAGCUCGAUUCAACUUGACAUACAGCCAAAUACAGGCCACGCUUUGCCUCUCCACCACAAUGCAACAGCUGGAUUCCAGGUGUCGUUUGAGUUCUUGCGCAGGAACAGCCUCUAA